AUGGCAUCAGACGCCUGUCCAGUCUACUCACCGUUCUUCGCCGCCCUCGGCGCCGCAACCUCCAUCACCCUAGCCAACAUCGGCGCCUCCUAUGGCACCGCCAAAUCCGGCAUCGGCAUCAUGGCCGCCGGCGUCCUCCGCCCUGACAACAUGGUCAAAUCCCUAACCCCCACAAUCAUGGCCGGCAUCCUCUCCAUCUACGGCCUCGUCGUCUCGAUCCAAAUCUCCGCCUCUAUCGUCGCUCCCCUCCCCCUGGCUGAGAGUUUCGUGUAUUUUGGUGCAGGGAUCGCGGUUGGACUGUCGGCAUUAGCGUCAGGGUUUUCGAUUGGGAUUGUGGGGGAUGCGGGUGUGAGAGCGUUUGCGCAGCAGCCGAGAUUGUUUGUGGCGAUGGUGUUGAUUUUGAUAUUUGCGGAGGUGUUGGGCUUGUACGGAAUGAUCGUGGCGUUAUUGAUGAUUAGUAGGACCAGCCAGAUGCAGGGGCUGUGUUGA
Molecule: messenger RNA, 489 nt
Organism: Lithohypha guttulata
Lineage: Eukaryota; Fungi; Ascomycota; Eurotiomycetes; Chaetothyriales; Trichomeriaceae
Gene: VMA3
Product: H(+)-transporting V0 sector ATPase subunit c
Exons: 2
Coding region: 1-489 (162 amino acids)
Biological process (GO): proton transmembrane transport
Cellular component (GO): proton-transporting V-type ATPase, V0 domain; membrane
Molecular function (GO): proton-transporting ATPase activity, rotational mechanism
Source: RefSeq, a predicted model, not a curated record